Bathycoccus prasinos is the source of this 1578-nucleotide messenger RNA. RefSeq lists its product with no specific name. Lineage: Eukaryota; Viridiplantae; Chlorophyta; Mamiellophyceae; Mamiellales; Bathycoccaceae. The record is from RefSeq and is a predicted model, not a curated record. The coding region runs from base 1 to 1578 and encodes 525 amino acids. The transcript has a single exon.
AUGACGACUUCUCGACCAAACGCGUCGUGGGUAGGGCCGUCUUUUAUUCGCACGCUCUUACCCUUCGUCUCGUCGCCUUUAAAGACUCCCACGACGGCAGAACGGGCGAGAGAUGAGGAAGUUUUGUUGUUGAAACCGUCCCCGGGGAAAGAAAACGAAUCAGAUUCUGAUGCGUUUCUCGACGGCCAAGAAGCGUCGAUGAAAACGAAAAAAGACAAAAGAACACCACCAUCGAGAGGAGUAGUCAUAGCAGCAGCAGUCUUAACAUCCUUUGUGGUCGUUUUAGGGAGAGAGAGCGUUGGAAAAGGUGGGUUUGAUGAGAGGAUGAGAUUCAAGGCCACGCGGCCUUUUUUAGGGGGAGGAAAAGGAGGCGAAAGCGUCGAAGGCGCGACGACGAACAUCGAGGAAGAAAAGUCUGCGUUCGUCGCCGUUCGGGACUUGUUCAAAUACGAAUCGAGGAUCCUCUCCUCCGAUGCCGAAAAGGAGAACGAAGAAGACGCGAGGAAAAGAAACUACGAGAUGGACGACGGCGCGUUGUUCGGGGCCAGUUGCCAGUGGGGGUCGAUACGCGCGAAGAUAAACGCAGAAGUCUUCAAUAAUAACGAAACUACCAGUAGAGAAAACGGACGAAAGUUAUUCUUGUUCGUUCGACACGGCGAGGCGGCGCAUAACGUUUGGGGCGAGCGACGAAAAGGCGAAGCGCCGAUGCCGAACGAACAAGUGCCGUGCACGGACGAAGUGACCGGGAAGUCGUUGCUCGAUCCGAGUUUAACGCAAGUGGGUUUGCACGAAGCCACGGAGAGCGGUAAAGCGUUGAUGACGUACAUGGAGAAGGUUUUCAAAGAGAGCGGAGAGGAAGAGGCGAAAAGAGUGGCUUUUUUCACCUCGCCUCAAGCGCGGGCGAUUGAAACCUCUCGACUCGCGGUGUUGCACACGUCUGGGGUGAAAAAAUACCAAAGCGCGAGUGGAAAAUCCAUACGAGUGUCCGAUUUGAUUCGGAAUAAGAUCGAUUUGACCGUGCCUUUUGAGAUUCGUCGACCGUAUAGCUUUGAAGACGACUUGACGGGAGAUCCGAUUCAAUACGGCGGCCUCUCGCGAGCGUUGGCGAAGAGAGAGGAGAAGUAUUUAGAAGGGUGCGAAUUCACAAAGACACUGGGAGAUAUCACGUCGAUACACGAAAACGACGACUACGAGAUUGCCGCCAGAGAAAACGCCGCGCAAGAAACGAAAUGUCGUUUGGGCGAAGCGACGAGCGAUUCGGUGUUUACGUGCGCGGACGAACUCGGUUUACUCGUAAAUAGCGACGGUGAAUUGAGGUACGAAUCCAACGAGUUGAGCAUGCAGUCCGUCCGCGAUCGAAUGCGCGUGUGGUUCGCGAACGUGUUCGAGGAAGAACGCGACGCGAAAGUCAUCGUCGCGUUCGUUCACAGCGACAUUAUCGAAGGCGCGUUGAAGGAAUUGUACGGAGACGACAUGAAGUCGGAGUAUAAAGCGUUGAACGGCGACGUGGUGCCGGUGUUAGUUAAAGACGUUCGUCCGAAAGAGUAUUUAAACUUCUGGAAUGAAACCGAUUAUUAA